AUAAUAUCAAGCCUGUAUCGACAGUUUUCUAUAAACUAGAAUAUAGAGAAACACUACCUGAAUAUGGAUUUAUUACUAGGAAUAUCUUUAUUAUUAUUGACUCUUAUUACAGAGUCUUUUGGUACAUUUUGUAAAACAAGCGCGUUAUAUAAUAGCUAUCGCUAUUGUAGCAAUGGAUGCUGUAAAUAUACAGGGUAUAAUGUGUGCUGUUCAUCAUAUUAUUAUACUUAUAACAGUUAUACCUAUCGUAGUACCUAUAGUAGUAGUGGAUUAGCAACAAGUAUUAUUUGGAUCAUAAUCUGCUCCGUAGGCUUUGUUGUCACGGUAGUAAUUGUUAUCGUUGUGAUAUGUUGUUGUCGUAGAAGACGGGGUGCUGCUGGAGCAGUUGUGCGAUCAACUCCAAUGCAACCAAUGGUUAUUUCAACUAAUAAUGUUCAGACAGGUUAUAUGCAACCUGGUAUAGCUUAUCCACAAGGUCAACCGGGGGUCAUGUAUUCACAAGGUCAGCCAUCUGAAGGAUAUCCACAGCCAGCACCGGGUUAUUCACAACAGACAACUGUCGGAUACCCACAACAAGCAGAUCCUGGAUAUCCACAACAACCGCAACCACAACAGCAGCAGUUGGAGUCCAAACCUAACCAUUAUCCAACUCAUCCCACGGCAUUGUCCGAUAACAGUGGGUUGUCAGCUCCACCGAGCUAUGAGAGUUUAAGUCCAAGUAGGGGACAGCAUAAUACUGGAUAUGUUGAUUGAAAUUACGAAACCCUGGACAGUUAAGGUCAUUUCAAAGUAAAUUCCAACUCUACACUAAUAUGCACAUGUACAUACAAUAAGACAGACCUAUAAUUUGAAAUUCAAAUGUCAAAAACCAAAUAUUUUGCGCCCUAUUAUUGUAAAAUUCAUACUAACCGUACCCACUAGAACAUAAUCGGACUAUCGGUAAUAACUGCUUGGGAAAUGUUACUUGCAGUCUGCUGAAAAUCAUUGGCUCUACAAACGAUUAGUUAAAAUGGAACUAUAACCUUCCCACUUUUUUCUUUAUUUCAGUGAAGCCUACUUUUUUUACUUAUAAAAUGUAUUUUCAUUUACAGUCUAACAUUAGAUGGUCAUUAUUUAACUUUUUUACAUUAUGAUAUAUUAUUGUGUUCAUUUAUUGAAAUACGAGUAUAUCAAUGUUGUUUAUGCAGUAAAUGUUUUUUUUGCAUUUAGCCCCUCGAUAACAUAUAGCCCUUGUACGUGCGUGUGAUUAUCGUUACACAUAAAAAGUAGACGAGGAGCAAUUUUGCAACGUUUGUCAAAUGUCGAAUAUGUUAAUUUGGUAAUAUUAGUGGCAAACUUUUGAUUUUUCGCCAGUCAAUACAAAUUAGCGCAUCCAAACAGCUUUGAUUAAAUUAGUAUGUUACAAUUAUCACUGCGACUGACAGGAAUUAAUAUUCCAUUCACAAACUAUGGUUUCCAAACACGUUUCGGAGUACAAGGACCAUUACUCCCGUCGAAUAUUUUCAGAUAUUUCAAUACCGUAUACAUUAAUGUAAACCUAUAAUUAUAUUAGCUUAUUGUUUAGAAACAGACAGAAAGUCGGUGUUUCCCAGUAUUUUUAUUAUAUUACGUCAUGCUUACGUCAUAAGUUAUUAAUAGUGACAGUGUAAAUUUUAGCCAAUCAAUUCAUUCUAAAACAUGAGACUUGGGGAAUUCCGGAAACAUAAAAAGUUGCUAUGGCGUGCGUGAACAAACGUGCAUGAUUCCUAUUAGCCUUUAAAAUAAGGAGACCAAGCCAAUUAUUAGCCCAUUCAGCUAAGUUCCCACUAUUAGACUGAGUAGAUUUGCUAAUAUUCUAGCCUAUUAUGUAUGCAUUUUAUGCCAAUUUAAUUAAUUUUCUUUGUAGACCACGUAAACCUAGGCUCAAUUGUUAACGAAGAUUUUCAUUUAUAUUUUCAAUUGACUACUAAACUACUAAAUUCCUAAUUUCUGCAAUACGAAAAUCCAUAUUUGAAAAUAAAUAUUGAAGAUUGGAA
Messenger RNA from Lottia gigantea (owl limpet), 2015 nucleotides. RefSeq lists its product as hypothetical. The coding region runs from base 64 to 753 and encodes 229 amino acids. The record is from RefSeq and is a predicted model, not a curated record. The transcript is spliced from 4 exons. Lineage: Eukaryota; Metazoa; Mollusca; Gastropoda; Lottiidae.